Drosophila innubila is the source of this 2045-nucleotide messenger RNA. It is a transcript of the gene Tailor, whose product is annotated as terminal uridylyltransferase Tailor. Gene Ontology annotation, molecular function: poly(A) RNA polymerase activity. The transcript has 9 exons. Lineage: Eukaryota; Metazoa; Arthropoda; Insecta; Diptera; Drosophilidae. Gene Ontology annotation, biological process: mitochondrial mRNA polyadenylation; mRNA 3'-end processing. Bases 94 to 1809 code for a protein of 571 amino acids. The record is from RefSeq and is a predicted model, not a curated record.
UACUGUAUGUAAAUUUUGUCUGGCUAAAAUUCACUCGCGUUAUAAAACGUAGCUGUUUGUAUUUGUUUUGCUUUGUAAACAAUAAUCGAAAAUAUGAGAAUCGAGGAUGUUAAUACAUUUUGGACAGACAAGGCGGUCUACAACAAUGCCGAGCGGAUAUUUUACGAGGGAUUUAAGUUCAGCAUACCAACAAGAUCUAAUGAGGACGUUCGCCCCGUCAACGCUGCUGUCAAAACCACCAAAAAGAGUAAAAAACGCAAAGCAAUGGCGGAAAACCAACAGCACCAGCAACAACAACAACAACAAAAAAGUUUAUUAUACUUAAAUCCGCUAACGUUGGAAGCAAACUUCUUUUUGGAGACGCUGGAAUGUGUAAGUCGUCAGAGCCAAGUUCAAUUGGAUCCACAUUUGGCCCAUUUACUGGAGCGCAUUGUUGUUGGCAUCGAAAAUUAUCUGGACAAGAAGCCCACUUACAUAGUGCCUAAAGAGACGACGCAACAGGUGGCCAAUGAGCAGUCAACUGCAACAGUUGGUGGCAGUGUUGCCUUUGUUCCUCCCAAUGAGUUUGCGAAAAUCAAGCGCACAUUCAAUUGCACAGCGUGCACGCAUCGAAUUGUGGGCACAACAAUUGCCAAGGCAGUGGCACAUUUGGCCGAGCAGCAUCCGAAUCCUAAUCCAAAUCCCAAUCCAAAUACGAUCAAUGGCCAGCGGCCGGCACAGACAAGGCAAGAGAAGAAACUGGCUGAGGUCGAAGCUCGAUCCAAAAACACGAUGCAACUGCCCAAGAAAGCUAAAGCCCUGGUAUCGUCGGACAUUACAUGCAUGUUCAAGGAUAAAUAUCAAGUAGCGGAUAAGCUUAAAGUGAUGACUGAGUACGAUGAUAUCGAGAAAGAUUUGUGUAAGCUGAUAGCGCCAAGUUUUGCCAAUCAGCCAGUGCGGAUAUAUAAGUUUGGUUCACGGAUUACGGGCAUUGGCAGCUGUUCCUCUGAUUUGGAUGUAUUUGUAGAUAUUGGCAACAAGUUUCACAAGUUUGAGCAUCGGGCUUCUAAGGAAACGAUCUCCAAGCUGCGGGUACUACGUGGACUAUUCAGUGCGAGCAAGGAGUGGCGCAUCAUCAAUGUUAUUGAACAGGCGCGAGUGCCCAUUAUAAAGACCUGCCACCUGUCGUCUGGAAUCGAGUGUGAUAUCUGCCUGAAUAGCUUGGGCUUUUGCAACACAAACUUGCUUAAAUAUUUACUUGAAGCCCAACCACUAGUUCAGUACAUGUGCAUCUACGUAAAAACUUGGCUGGAGCGUUGCAAACUGACGGAACAAAUAUCAACGUACAGUAUGGCAUUGAUGGUUAUAUACUUUUUACAGCUCAAACAACUGCUGCCAGCAAUUGCUCUUCUCCAGGUCGACGAAUCCAGUUCAGCCAAACAGUGUGUGGGACCUUGGGUUGCAAAUUUUACACAAAAGUCACUCAACGAUCUAAAAAUAAAGCAAAUUGAGGUUACCGUGUCGCUGAUUAAAGAGAAUAUGAAAGAACUUUUUAAAUUCUAUGCCACGUUUAAUUAUGAACGUUUCGUAGUUUCUCCAUUUUUUGGCCAACAAAAUAUCCAAAUAUCGAAUUAUGAAAAAUCGAUGCCCAAACGGUACUUGGAGUACGCUUGCCAAAAUCCAGAAUCGGUGCUCCAGCUUCGUAAGCCAAUGGUUGUCCAGGAUCCCAUACAGCUGAAUCAUAACGUCACUAAGGCGGUGACCAAAAACGGGCUGCAAACAUUUGUCGAUUAUUGUGCACAAACGGCGGCUCUACUUGCAGAUUCUUGAAAUUGCAAAUUGUCGCCAGAAUAAUAACAAAACUGCUCUGCUUAGAUAUUCCUUGUCGCUCCCAUCCACUUAUGUUAAGUUCAACUACAUAAGUGUUCGUUCUCUAUAUAUAAAGUAUGUACAUAAGUAUUCAAUUAGAUUAAAGUUGUUUAAAAACUGUGUCCAUCGAAUUCUGAAAAUAAUUAAAAUGAUUACCGUAAUAGAAGCCAAUAAAAAACGAUUAAUUGUAAUCUUCA